ACGUGGAUCCGGAGGGUCGCAGCAGGGGAGCGUGGCUGUGUUCAGCCAGCGCGGGCCUUACAGGCGGAGCGAGGCGAGUGCGCCUGCGCGCGAGGAAGCGCAGCCCGGAGCCGUCCGCCUUGCGCAGAGCCCAGCCAUGCUGCAGUGUGCCGGGCGGCGGCUGAGCCUGCGGGCGCUGGGGAGCGGGAGUCGGGCGCAGGCCGCGGCCAUGGUGCUGCAGGGGGAGAGGAGGCGGGCGAGCUGCUUCCAGGCGCUGCGGGGCGAGGGCGUGGCCCGCGAUGGCCUGGGGGGGGUGGGCGCUCGCCGGCCUCCAGCCCCUGGCCCGGGGGCUGUCCGAGCGGUGUGCUCCGCCGCGCCCCGGGGUGGAGGCGGGGCCGAGACGGAGGAGCCGCUCGCUGUCGCGGAUUCCCCUCCGGCGGCUGCCUCGCAGACGGAUCCGGGGCAGGGGCUGAGGAGCCGGCGGAGGCGCGCUUGGGAAGGGGCGCUGUCUCCGCUGGAGAGAGUGAGCCGACUGAUACCGCAGGACUUGCUCUCGAAAGAGAUCGGGGCCAUGAGGCUUGCGGACCACGGGGAAACAAGACAGGAGGACCCCAGUGAACACAGAGACUCGCCCCCUCUCCCGCUGCCUGGCUCCGCUGCGACUCCCCCAGCACAGCGGCAGCGAGAUGAAGACAGUGUGCCCCUUAGCACCCGUAACGCAUCCUCUAGAGAUGUUCCUUUCCAAGCCGGAGACUUGAUUUUGGCGGAGUUUCGCAGAAAAACCUACUUGGAGUUUAAACAUAUGUGUAACCUGACAGCUCUCGGGAAGUUGAAUAGCAACUGGGGAGUUAUUAGCCACCUGGAUAUCAUAGGUAAGCUACCGGGCCAAAUGUUUAGGACUUCUAAAGGGUUUAAGUUCCUGAUAAGGAGACCAGCCUUAGAAGAUUUUGUGGUGUUGAUGAAAAGAGGACCUACUGUUUCCUAUCCAAAGGAUAUUAGUGCAAUGCUAAUGAUGAUGGAUAUCAAUCAAGGAGACGCUGUGGUGGAAACUGGUAGUGGGUCUGGUGGUAUGAGCUUGUUUCUAUCAAGAGCAGUUGGGCCUAGAGGACGUGUUAUAAGUUAUGAAAUCAGAAAAGAUCACCAUGCUGUAGCUAAGAAGAAUUACAGGCGCUGGCGUAAUGCAUGGGAAAUAGGACAUGCAGAAGAGUGGCCAGAUAAUGUGGAUUUCAUUAAUAAAGACAUUUUAACUGCUGCUGAAGAUAUGAAAUCUAUAACAUUCGAUGCAGUAGCUUUGGAUAUGCUUAAUCCUCAGAUUGCUUUGCCUGUUUUAUAUCCAAAUCUUAAGCAAGGUGGAGUAUGUGCUGUAUACCUAGCAAAUAUCACACAGGUUAUUGAUCUGUUGGAAGGAAUACGGACCUGCAAUUUCUCUCUCUUAUGUGAAAAAAUCAUUGAGGUGACUCACAAAGAUUGGUUAGUACUUCCUGCUAAGCAGAAGAAUGGCAGAUUAGUCCAAAGAAUAGAACCUCAACUAAAAGAAGAUGAUGAGCUUCCUAGUCCCCAUGAAGCUCAACUAAAAGAAGAUGAAGAGCUUCCUAGUCCGCAUGAAGGAGCAUUUGGAGAAAGUGAUGAUGUUGCAGAAUCACUUUCUGAUUAUGUUGAACCAUAUGGUUCAGUGCCUUACAUUGCUAGACCUUACCCUUGGCAAGCUGGUCAUACAGCAUUUCUCAUCAAGCUGAGGAAAUACCAACUGGUAUAUUCAGACACUGCUCCAGAUGGCAACUCCUAAUUUUGAGUUCUGUACUUUACCAGAAUAAAAUUAAAUGUUGUAAAUGGCUGUUUAAUUUUGUAGACUUGUGAAUUUUUUUAUAUCACUACUUUGAUUUAUAUUGAAUGUAUAUUUUAAUAGUCUAUGUACAAUCUAAGAAAAUAGUAAACUAUGGUACAUCUAUGCAAUACUGUUAGAAACAAACAUUUUGUAAUUUAUCUUGUAAUAAGUUGAAAUCUUGAGUUAUGUUUAAUAACCCCUGUCCAACAUUUCAUUCUUCAUUUCCUGUAAACCAGUCCAUAGAUUUGUCUUGGUUCAUGCAGCUGCUGUUUCUCUCUUUGGAGGAUAUGCUGUUGCAAUCUACCAGAAAUUUAAAAAAAAAUUGUUUACAUGAGGUAAGAAUACAAAUUCUGCCCUCUGCUACAUAUGCAAUGCCUGUUUGAACUGGUAUGUACCAAUCAAUAUCAGUCAGGAGCAAAAUAUGUUUGCAUGAUUUUACAUAGUCAAUAAGAAAUGCAAUUCACAGAAUUUUGGCGCUCUCUCUAUAUAUUUAUUACAAGGCAUUGUUCCAGAAAGAAAGACCAAUUACUGACAAAUUAUUGUAGUCCCAGAUUGAAGACUCUGUGGAAGUGCAAAGUAUUGUAAUAGUGAGCUGAAUCUGUGGCAUGUUCUCCUGGACUCAUUUGCUUAAUUCCUUUUCUGUUAUAAAUAUCACACAACUGAU
Molecule: messenger RNA, 2468 nt
Organism: Pelodiscus sinensis (Chinese soft-shelled turtle)
Lineage: Eukaryota; Metazoa; Chordata; Testudines; Trionychidae
Gene: TRMT61B
Product: tRNA methyltransferase 61B
Biological process (GO): tRNA methylation
Cellular component (GO): tRNA (m1A) methyltransferase complex; mitochondrion
Molecular function (GO): tRNA (adenine(58)-N1)-methyltransferase activity
Source: RefSeq, a predicted model, not a curated record